Messenger RNA from Schistosoma curassoni, 612 nucleotides. NCBI's taxonomy places the organism in Eukaryota, Metazoa, Platyhelminthes, Trematoda, Strigeidida, Schistosomatidae. The record is from the annotation of a GenBank genome assembly.
AUGUUUCAUUCAUUAUUAUUUGAUAUCAUUGUGUUACAUUUGAUCAUGCUUGUUUCAAUACAAGUUGAUGGUAAAAGACAGAAGCUACAUAGUUUCGGAAAUCCAGAGGUCAUUUUAUCAAAUCUAAAAGUUAACUUAGGCGAAUUCGCAUUGAGUCUACAUCAUGCAGAUUAUCAAGUACAGGAAGAAAUGGAUAGACUUCUCCGAAUAUAUUCAAUUGAUGAAGAAGUAUUCACUAAAUAUAUUAAAUGCUUUGAUUUAUCAGCACAUUUACUUUAUAAAACUAAUUUUGGACAAGGUUUGGAUAAAUUAGUUGAUUCAGUGAUGAACAAACGCGAAGCGAAAGUCGCAAAAUCUUCAAGUCGCUAUAAAUGUUUGCAAAAGGAACUAAAAAAAAUCAAAAAAAAGGCGGUUCAGUACAGCGGAACGCAAUGUGAAAUCCCUACAGGACUUAAUUACAAAGACAUGGAAACUUUAAUUGAGUUGAGUAGAAAUAAAUACAGAAUUAUCAACAGUUACAACGAAAGUUUGUUUAAAUACGGACUUAUAUUAGACUUUGUCAACAAAGCCAAACCGAGUAAGUUAAUUUCAUAUCGAUUUCAUAUUGACUAA